Molecule: messenger RNA, 962 nt
Organism: Lepisosteus oculatus (spotted gar)
Lineage: Eukaryota; Metazoa; Chordata; Actinopteri; Semionotiformes; Lepisosteidae
Source: RefSeq, a predicted model, not a curated record
GGAACCUUUAUUAAUCUUCUUCGUGAACAAAUCGACACAGUAUUAUCUACACACGAGGUCCAGCAAGAGCGCUGUACAGUUUAACACAACAUUACUGGACUGCAAUUCUCCCCUUCCAAUCGCACAGAGCACAGACAGGGAGAAACAACUCUGUCGAGAAAAAGAGAGCAGGCAGGGAAGAAAUAAAAAGCGAAACACCGGUAAGAUGCACAAACAGCAAAGGAGUGGAAUCUGAAUCGGAACACACGAAUCAAAACAGACGCAGGUUUUGACUUCUCGUUGUCCUGGUAACGAAAAAAGAAAAAAGGGAGCGCUCCGCGUCUCGCUAGGGAUUGUGGGGUGGUAGAGGUCCGUAGCGCGUUACGUCAGCGCCGCGUCCGUCAUGUUUCGUUUCCGCACUUUCGAGCAGAGCUAAUUCAGAGAAAGCCGGCCAGCGCAAUUAAAAAGGAAAAAAAAGAGAGAAUCCUAUAACACAUCGCCGAUUCACUUCGGCGGGGGGUCGCAUCGGACCAGAACCGGGCUGUCCCGUUCUGAGUAUGGCCAAACCCAAGCUGAUCGUGUUUGAUUUAGAUUACACUCUGUGGCCGUUCUGGGUUGACACACAUUUUGAUCCUCCCUUUCGCAAGGAGAAGGAGGAGGUGCUGGACUCUCGGGGUCACCGCGUUGGCCUGUACCCCGAGUCUGCCGAGGCCCUGAGGUCCCUGCGCUCUCUGGGCUUCACGCUGGCCGCUGCCUCUCGGACUGGGGAAGUGAAGGGGGCCAACCAGCUUCUCUCUCUCUUUGGCCUUGACCAGUACCUGUCCUUCAAGGAGAUCUACCCGGGAUCGAAGGUCACGCACUUUCAGAGGCUGCAGCAGCUCUCUGGCUGUCAGCUCUCAGAGAUGAUGUUCUUCGAUGACGAGAGAAGAAACAUCAAUGAUGUCAGCAAGCUUGCCUACGCCUGCUGACGCCGCUCCCUGCUC